AUGGAGAUGGCCAUAAUUAUCAAUAAUACAUGGGUCGAAUUACUUGAUCCUCAAACCGAGAGAACCUUUUACGCCAAUACGAAAACCGGCGAAUGUGUUUGGGAUUUACCAAAGGACGUAGAUCUCUACCCAAGAAAUCCAAACGGCGAAUGGUGGGAAUUUUUUGACGAAAACCAUCAGUUGCCUUACUACUAUCAUACUAAAACGGGAACUACUGAAUGGUUAAGACCAGAACACGGUAUCAUUAUACCCUUAACAACUAUACAAACUUCGACAUUAGGGAAACGAAUGUCUGUGGCAUUGGUUCCAUCUGACGAAGAUAUAAAUAUAGAACAAAUACAACAAGAAAACUUUAUUCGUAGAUCACAUGCAUCUUCCACACUUUCACACAUGUUCAACACACAAAAUACGGAUAUCACAGACAAGACACAUAACACCGAAACCAUACAAAACUCGCAUACUACAAACAGUAUCGGCAAUCAGUCAGAAGUGGAUUCUGGAGGCCAAGACAUCGUUGUUUCACCCACCACAAGAAAUCGUGAUGUGAAUUCUCUCGGAGAAAAGAGCAUCAGCAACCCUGACGAUGCUGUAUCAAUAAUAUCGAGCGACUUUAGCGGAAACGAUGCAGAGGGUCGGAAACAAUAUCCUUUACUUCGUACCAAGUCUCAUACGGAAAUCGAUACUAGCCCUGCUCUACAACGAACUAUUAGGCCAACUUCCAAGUCUGCAGAAGACCUCAAAAAACUUCGUCCCUCUAAAUCCCAAACAUCUAUGGUCUCGUCAGAAAAUUCAUAUGAUCAAUCGGGUUCUGAUUCUUUCUUAUGUGGGUCGGUGCGUAAAUCGCCAAAGCUCGCUGAACACGCAAAAAAAGUUGGAAUCAGUCAGCCCAUUAUAAAUAAUGACGCAAUGCUCGCGAUGAAACCAAAGAUUUUUCCUACAAUUGACGGAAAUGAGUAUGAUAAAACAUCAUCAAUUCAUAUCACGGGGAAAGUAAUGGCCCUACCAUCAGAUUUACAAGAAGAAAUUAACAAAUUCCGCGUUGAAGGUUUCGCCGAAAAGUAUUUCAAUGAGCACAAAAGAGGGAUAUUUAGACGCCGAAUACCUUUCUGCAAGUUGCUCGAGUUUCAAAAAGAAUCUCUCUGCCUGCCAUUAAUGGUCCAAAGUAAGCCAGUUCACAAAAUCGCUUUGAAAUGCUUCAAGGCAAUUCAGCGAAUAAUGGGAGAUAGAUCACGACCACGGUUGACACACACGCCUUCUACCCCUCUUAUGGAAACACAGUGGUUGUUGAGUAAGGGCAUAUUAUACGGCGAGUUGCGCGAUGAAAUAUAUGUACAGAUAUGUAAACAGCUUUCUAAUAACCCUAAUAAAGAGUCCGUCACCAAGGGCUGGGAAUUACUGUGCGUGGUCUCGGUGACUUUCCCAGUUUCCAAAAACUUUGAACCUUUCGUAAUGCGGUUCGUGACUCAACAUUUCGAUGUUAAAGAGAAUAAUAUUGAUACGAUCAGUAGAUAUGUGCAUUCACGUCUAAUUAAGAUAGCCAAAUGUGGGCCUCGUGGAAAAGUGCUUACAUACCCCGAGAUUGAACGAGCAAAGGCAGCGCCGUUUUAUCCCUCAGUAUUUGGCGAAAAGCUAGACGACAUAAUGAAAUUGCAAAAAGAAAAAUAUCCUGACCUCAAAAUACCAAGGAUAUUACCGUUUUUGUCUGUUGCUAUUCUCAAUCUGCAAGGCAAGACAUCGGAAGGAAUAUUUCGAGUACCUGGUGACGUAGACGCUGUUGCUGAACUGCGACUUCGUAUUGAGAAUAACCAAUACGACAUAGCGGGAAUAACAGACCCAAACAUUCCGUCCUCUCUUUUCAAAUACUGGUUACGCGAAUUGGCGGAACCGUUGAUACCAUCCGAAUUUUAUGAUGAAUGUAUUCGAAGUUCCGACGACGUAGACGCUGCGAUUGAGAUUGUGAAAAGGUUGCCAGAAAUAAAUAGGAGGGUAGUUGCGUUCACAAUAAAUUUUUUGCAGCUCUUUGCCGAUCCCAUGACAAUAAAAUCCACCAAAAUGAACACUAAUAAUCUUGCAAUGGUCUUUGCGCCCAGUUUUCUCCGGUGCCCAUCUGAAAAUCUUGCAGUGGUCUUUGAGAACACAAAGUAUGAGCAGACAUUUGUAAAGACAUUGUUGGUAAAUUUCAAGGGGGAUUGUGAAGCUGAAGCUUGA
Molecule: messenger RNA, 2208 nt
Organism: Paraglomus occultum
Lineage: Eukaryota; Fungi; Glomeromycota; Glomeromycetes; Paraglomerales; Paraglomeraceae
Source: the annotation of a GenBank genome assembly